Molecule: messenger RNA, 3180 nt
Organism: Python bivittatus (Burmese python)
Lineage: Eukaryota; Metazoa; Chordata; Lepidosauria; Squamata; Pythonidae
Source: RefSeq, a predicted model, not a curated record
GUUAAUUGCUGUUGCUUUUGUAUAAUUUUUCUGGAAUAGCAAGUUUUUAAAGAUAGUUCUUGCUAGAUUCUUGUGUAUUUUUAGAAAUAUAAUCGUGUUAAAGUCUUCAAGGCUGAAAUUACAAAUUAAAAAGCAUUACUACAUCAUUGGUAUUACAGGAUGGAAUGUUAUGCUGUGUCUAAGCAGCCUUUCUAGUAUGUUUUGCAUGAUGGGUACAUUUUUCUCACAUAAAAUUUCAUAGUUCUUUUUAUGAAACAAUUGAAUGUUUUUAUAUUGCAGAGAAAUCAUAGGCAACUCCUGUAAAAAGUGAAAGAAAAAGUCUAAUGGAGACCAUGAAGAUCCCAAAACUGUUCUGCGUGUUUGCACUUUUUACAUGUGCUGCUAUUUAUGCUGUAUAUAUAAAGUGGAAUUUUGACUAUAAAAGAAAAGCUGCUGACAUUGGUUUGGAAAAGCAGCUUGGUGCUGAGAUCUCAAGAAAAGAUGAGGCAGUUCUUUAUGGAAUUAUGUUUGAUGCUGGAAGCACUGGGACUCGAAUACAUGUAUUCCGAUUUGCACAGAAACCAAAAGAACUUCCUAGACUAAUUGAUACCACAUUCAAAGCAUUAAAACCAGGACUCUCUGCGUAUGCUGACAAUGUGGAUAAGUGUGCUCAAGGAAUAAAUGAGUUAUUGGCAGUUGCUAAAGAAGCUGUUCCUAUGAAUUUGUGGAAGUUGACUCCCUUAGUUCUUAAAGCAACUGCUGGCCUGAGACUGCUGCCAGGAGAAAAGGCACAGAAAUUAUUGGAUAAGGUAAAGGACAUUUUUCAAGAGUCUCCAUUCUUUAUAGGAAGUGAUUGUGUCUCCAUAAUGGAUGGAUCAGAUGAAGGUAUUUCAGCAUGGAUCACAAUCAAUUUUUUAACAGAUAGCUUGAAUAAUCCAACGAAGAAAUGUGUAGGAAUGCUAGAUUUAGGUGGUGGAUCUACUCAAAUCACAUUUCGCCCAAGCACCGAAACAUCUGUGGAGAACUCAACUACUGAACACAUGACUUCAUUUAAUUUGUUUAAUACCGUGUAUAAACUGGAUUCACACAGUUACUUGGGACUUGGAUUAAUGUCAGCAAGACUUGCAAUUUUAGGAGGAGUUGAAGGACAAGCCUUGAAAGAAGGUGAAGAACUAGCAAGUCCCUGCUUAUCACUUAAUUAUCAAGGGGAAUGGGAACAUGCCAAGAUACUGUACAGAAUUAAAGGGCAGAAAACAGGAAGGUCUCUUUUUGAAUCAUGUCAUAAUGAAAUAUCAAAAGUGCUCAACAAGAAAAUUCAUGAGACAGCCAGUAUGAGGGACUUGGAUUUCUAUGCUUUUUCCUACUAUUAUGACUUGGCAGUGGAUGCUGGUUUAAUAGAUAAGGAAGAAGGAGGGAUCCUGUCAGUCAGGAUGUUUGAAAGUGCAGCCAAGAAAGUGUGUAAAACAAUGGAGAUUCAGCAAGAAAAGCAUCCUUUCUUAUGCAUGGAUCUCACCUAUGUCAGUCUGCUGCUGAAGGAACUGGGCUUUCCCAAGAAUCACACUCUCAAGCUGGCCCAGAAGAUCAACAACAUUGAAACCAGCUGGGCUUUGGGAGCAAUUCUUCACUACAUGGAUUCACUUCACAUGCUAUAAUAUUAGGGAUUUACUGCCUGGGGAAAAUGAGUCUAGAAGACCGGACCUGACUGAUUCCUCUGAAAAAAGACUAAAAGUAAAAUAUUUUUUUAAAUGUUGGUAUCUUUCAGUAAGGAUGCUAGUACUUCAGUUUGGUAGCUUUAGGUACCCAGUAUUGUCCUGGGAUCACAAAUACUUUUUAGUGUCAAGCAAAAUCAGUAACACUUAUUCUGGAAAAGAAUAAGCCUUGACAGUUAAAAUCAGAAGCAUAUCAGAAAUCAAACCAAGUGAUUGUAAAAUAUAUCCUUUGAUUUAUAAUGAACAUUUGUUGAUGAUCUCUGGUUUAUUUGAUAUUCUUUAUGAGAAAAGCACUUAAUCUUUAGACAGGCCUUUUGCCAUCUUGCUGCAAGCAUAUAAAAGCUAGCAUCAGAAACAAGCAACUUUUUUGUUGCAUACCUUUGGAUGUUAGGCUGUAGGCAUUCAGAUUUUAAAAUAUAUGAAAAUUUUUCAUACUUGUUUAAAAACAUUGUAAUGUUUGUGAAACUCUUACUAGUAUAUAUUUAGAUUUGCCUUUUGAAAAUCAGUUUUUAAUUCUUCAGAGCCUUGGAGGUACUGGUUUAUUUUGGGAGAGAUAAGCUGGGCAAGGUGCCUGCUCUACAGCUGAAUUCAGUUGAUGUUCCUUGAUUAUGACUAAAAUUCCCUAUGUGGUAGAGCUAGAACAUUCACAAGAGGGAACAGGAGAAUUGUAAGCCAGUCUUCUAUAGACAUUUUGGUAUAUAUAGCCUCCCAUACAAAGAAGUGGUUUGGCCAAACAUCCUAAUGUACAAAUGGCUUGCAUAAAAAUGUGAGGAUCCUAUAACGGUGCUUGUUAAAUUAUGAAGGUGAACUAAAUAAUUAAAGAAGUAACACAUUUUGUAGAGAUUAAAUUCUUGGCAUACAAAUCUUAUUUUCACCAGUAAAAAUGAACAGUCUCUCCUGGAAUUUUCUGAUUCUUGUGUAAAUUGUAUCUCAGUAUAUUAGAAGUUUCCUUGUAUUUAAAUUCACCAUUAUUUUAAAAUACAGAGCAUUGUGUCUUGUUGCCUUGUCCUCAGUAUGGAACAUAAUGAGCAUUGGUUAUGGGACUUAAAGCAUAAACAAAAUAUCAGUAUCCAGGUUAGCCUGACUCAAGUUGGGUUCAUGCACCACAUUAAGCCAUAAAGUGUAUGUCCAGGUAGUCCUCGUUUAAUGACUGCCUUGGACAGUGACUGUUUGCAGUUACUGUGGUGAUGAAACAGGAACUUUGCAACCAACACCCACAUUUACAACCUUCGUAGCAUCUCUCUCUCUCAGUCAAGUGUUCACUAUUACAGUCAGCAUGUGUUGUCCUAUGCCUAACCCAUUUUCUUCUUACCCCAUCCUCACCCUUGCAGAGCGAGUUAUUGCCUAAACAAGCUAUCUCCUCCUGAGCUACUUUUCUCUGUAGCACAGUGGGUCCCUAAAAAAUGCUAACCAGAAGUUAACAAGCUCAGCCUCAUGACCUUAAUUAGUUGAUUAGAACCUCCAGCCUGCCCUGCUGCCUGACACUGACAAG